Calliphora vicina (urban bluebottle blowfly) is the source of this 767-nucleotide messenger RNA. It is a transcript of the gene wrm2, whose product is annotated as wurmchen 2. Bases 1 to 174 code for a protein of 57 amino acids. The record is from RefSeq and is a predicted model, not a curated record. Lineage: Eukaryota; Metazoa; Arthropoda; Insecta; Diptera; Calliphoridae. The transcript has a single exon.
AUGGCUUUUAUUAUUCUGUAUCCAGCCGUAGCUGCAUUAGCCCUUUUCGUUGUCGGUGUUAUUAUCAUAAUGCUACGUUUUGGACCACGUCUCUGUGGUCUAAGACAUCAUGCAUUGCCCGAUAGUGAAGAGUAUCGUGAGCGUGCUUACGAUCAUGAAAUCAGCUAUGCUUGAUAUUGAAUGUACAAGUUUUACAUAUAGUCACCUAAAAUGCAAAAUAACGUUACAAAAUUUCAAAAUAUUUUAAAGUGAUGGGCAAAAAACCAUUGCAAUAUGAAAAGUAUCUCUCAUAUAAACUAAUUUUCACAAAUUUAAACAGAAUGAUAGUAAUAUAAUUUAGUUUUUUUUUAUAUUACUAUUUAGUAAGUUAUUAAUCAUAAUUUAUCAAACAUUCGAUUUUGGUAUUUUUGUUUUUACGUUGUUUUGUAUAUUAUAUGAUGAUAUAUAUUUUAUUUCUAUACUUUAAUCCCUCCAUUUAUUUUAUUUAAUAAUUGUAUUGCCUUAUAAGUUUUUAAGUGCCUUCUCUAUUCAAACAAUAUUUAUUAAGUACAUGCAUACAUAUUUUUAUUCGUAACAUUCAAAAAAGUUCCGUCCAGUUUAAAUUUUUUUAAAAAAAUCAACUUUUCACAAAUUAUAGAAUUAAGCUAAACAUAUCACAUUGAUUUAUAUAUUUUUACAAAUUUACUAAACUUUUUAUUGCCUACAUAUGGUAUUUUUAAUAAAUAUAUUUUACAAGUACAAAUAAUGAUGUACUAAAAGAAAAAUAA